AUGACGUCGAGGCGUAGGAGCUUGCCGAACAACAACUUGACCGAAAUCAUCGGCCAAGACUGGACGAGCAUGUCUUUACUGGUUCUGUUCGAAAACCCGCUGCAUACCUUUGCUUUCGUUGAGCUCUCGAGUGCGUUCACGUUUUUCAACUGCGAACAAUGCAACCUGACCAACUUGACCGUGUCGCACUCGACCUUUGAUGUGCUCAAGCAGCUCCCGCAAUGGAACGGCGGCGACGAAAAGUUCUAUGGCUACACCAUGGACCACUCGGUGCACCCGGACGCCGUCGCAUGCAAUGCCCUCAACGGGUCGAUCAAGAUGCUCUGGAAGACCUUCACGGAGACCAUCAACGCGUGCGUGAUUCCAGACGCAGUGGCCCCCUCGCCACCGACAGACGCCAACGCAGACUUUCGGCUUGGCAUGUACUGCGGCAUUGGGGCAACUCUUGGCGUCCUGCUGGUCGUCCUUGGUGGCGUGCUGCUCUGGCACCGACAUCGAUCGGCGUCAUUGCACGACGUCGAGCACACGCAAGAUACGGCCACCGAUGCGCACAUGCCGUCGCAGCCACGCCGCCGACGCCCACGGCGCGCCUUCCGCGAGCGCGAGGUUGGCCCGGAGCUUGACAUUGCCGCCCUUCGGCCGUACAAGCUUGCGUUGCACGACCUCACAACCGUCUCGCAGCAGCCGCUUGGUGCAGGCUCGUUUGGCGAAGUCUGGCUCGGCCGCUACAAGACGCAGCUCGUCGCCAUCAAGCGCGUCACGAGCAAAAGCAAAAAGCAUGUUGCAAGCUUUAUCGACGAAAUCAAGCUCGUCGCGAGCCUCGACCACGACUGCAUCGUCGCCUUUGUCGGCGCGAGCUGGCGCCGGCCCAUUGACGUCGAGUGCGUGAUCGAGUACAUGGACGAAGGCGACCUCCGUUCGUACCUUGGCAAACAUUCGUCCGCAGUUUUUACGUGGGACGCCAAGCUCGACUCGAUUGCGAGUGUUGUCAAGGGUCUCGUUUACCUCCACAGCGGCGACCCGCCGAUCAUCCACCGCGACCUCAAGUCCCGCAACGUCCUCCUCGACGCUGUCAAGGGUACCAAGCUCACCGACUUUGGCGUCGCACGAGGCUGUGACGACGACGACGACGUGAUGACCAACUGCAUUGGCACGUACCAGUGGAUGGCGCCCGAGAUCAUUCUCGGCACCUUUUACAAUACGUCGGCCGAUGUCUACUCGUUUGGUGUCUUGCUCUCCGAGUACUCGACCCACGACGUGCCGUACGCCAACAUGGUCCACCCCGCGUCGCAAGCGCCCUACUCGCUCCAAAACAUUUUGAGUUUGGUCGCCACCGGCAGCCUCCGGCCGCGCUUUGAGACGACCGAGAUGCCGCGAUGGCUGCUCAAGCUCGCGCUCGCCUGCAUGGAAGGCGCGCCCGAAGACCGCCCCAGCAUGCGCGAGAUCCACAACGUCUUUGUCGAGGUCCAGCAGACAGGCCAGCCGCCGCCGAGCCUGCGUGUGCACUACCCACUGGUGUAA
This is a messenger RNA of Saprolegnia parasitica CBS 223.65, 1521 nucleotides long. Its product is annotated as TKL protein kinase. Gene Ontology annotation, molecular function: protein kinase activity; ATP binding. NCBI's taxonomy places the organism in Eukaryota, Oomycota, Saprolegniomycetes, Saprolegniales, Saprolegniaceae. Bases 1 to 1521 code for a protein of 506 amino acids. Gene Ontology annotation, biological process: protein phosphorylation. The transcript has 7 exons. The record is from RefSeq and is a predicted model, not a curated record.